This is a messenger RNA of Aquila chrysaetos chrysaetos, 4667 nucleotides long. RefSeq names its product complement factor B (gene CFB). Lineage: Eukaryota; Metazoa; Chordata; Aves; Accipitriformes; Accipitridae. The record is from RefSeq and is a predicted model, not a curated record. Gene Ontology annotation, cellular component: extracellular region. Gene Ontology annotation, biological process: proteolysis; complement activation. Gene Ontology annotation, molecular function: serine-type endopeptidase activity.
GUCCCCCGGCCCCGGCCCCCGCCGGGGGGGUGACGACGGGGCGGGGCCGGCAGCGGGGGGCGGUGGUGCACGUGCGCUGCGGGGCGGGGCUGAUGCUGCUGGGCCCCGCCCACCGCCGUUGCCUGGAGACGGGCCGCUGGUCCGGCCCCGAGCCCUCCUGCCGCCACCCCUACGCCUACGACCUCCCCGAGGACGUCAGCGAGGGCUUCGGGGCGUCUCUCACCUCCGUCCUGGAGCUGGCGGGCGCCCGCCCCCACAACGACUCGUCCCUGGGCCGUCGCAUCGUGCUGAGCAGCGAGGGGUCCCUCCACGUCUACCUGCUCCUCGACGCCUCCGGCAGCGUCCGCUCGGAGAACUUCCGCCUCUUCCAGGAGUGCGGGGCCGCCAUCGUCGACAGGCUCAGCAGCUUCGAGGUGGCCGUGAGCUUUGCCGUCAUCUCCUUCGCCAGCCGGGCCCUGGUCAUUGUCUCCACGGCCGAGGACGAGUCGGCCGACGCCGACGAGGUUCUCCACCGCCUGGAGAACAUGACCUUCACUGACCACGGCAACGCGACGGGCACCAACGUCCGCGGGGCGCUGAUGGAGGUCUACCACAUGCUCCUCUUCCAGAAGGCGCGGGCGGAGCGGAUGGGCCACCCCGACUCCUGGCGGCACGUCCGCCAUGUCGUCAUCCUGCUGACGGACGGCAGGUUCAAUGUUGGGGGGCACCCCCGGGACAUGGUGGCCAAGAUCGAGGACGUGCUGGAGAUCAAGCCGGACCGGGAGGACUACUUGGACAUCUACGCCUUUGGGGUGGGGGCGCUGGAGGUGGACGUGGCGGAGCUGGCGGCGGUGGCCUCGCACCGGCGGGACGAGACCCACGCCUUCAAGCUGGCGGACGCGGCGGCGCUGCGGCAGGCGCUGGAGGCGGCGCUGGUGGCCACCACCCUUGGGGACCUCUGUGGCGUCAUCGUCCCCGCCGGAGCCUCCCGGCCCCCCUGGCACGUCAUCCUGAGGGCAGGGCGGGAGCAGCGCUGCGCGGGGUCCCUGGUGGGGGGCCGCUGGGUGCUGACGGCGGCACACUGCUUCCUGGGGGGCCCCGCGCCCCACGCCUGGACCGCCGACCUGGGGGAGGGGGACCUUGUGCCCCUCCAGCGCUGGGUGCUCCACGAGAACUUCGACGUCCGUGCUGGGGUGUCCCGGGGGAUCCCCGAAUUUUACGAUUACGACGUGGCCCUGGUGGAGCUGGAGCGGGAGGUGGGGACCCGCGGGACCCCCAGGCGCGUCUGCAUCCCCUGCACCGAAGACGCCAACCGGGCGAUGAGGAAACCACCGGGGAUGACCUGCGAGGAGCAAGAGGCCGAGCUGCUGGGCCGGCCCCGGGUCCCGGCUGAGUUCGUCUCCCUGGACCCGCAGAGGAUGGGGGUGCAGAUCAAGAGACAGGAGGCGUGGGCCGCCUGCGCUUCGGGGGCGACGCAGCCCGGGACCCCCUACGCCGAAGCGGCGCUGGGGGAGGUGGUGACCGAUCGGUUCCUCUGCUCGGGGCAGGAGAGCGGGGGCCCCCCCGAGGCCGCCACCUGCAAAGGGGAGUCCGGGGGGUCCCUGUUCCUGGAGAGGAGGCACCGCUUCAUUCAGGUGGGGGUGGUGAGCUGGGGCACCUUCGACCCGUGCCGGGGGGGGACGGCGCACGGUCGGGGGGGGUCCUGCUUCGACCCCCGGCCCCCCCCGGACACCGACCCCGCGAUUUCCACAUCAGCCUCUUCCGCGUCCAGCCGUGGCUGCGCCGGCACCUGGGGGGGGUCCUCGCCUUCGCCCCCCUGCGCUAGCGCCGACCCCGGUCGUGACCCCCACCCCCACAAUAAAGCUUGUGCCCCCCCCCCCCGCCGUGAGCUUCCUUCUAGGAGCAGGAUUGCCCCCCCCCCGAACAUCUGGGUCCAUUAUGGGGGGGGGGGGUUGGAGCAGGGGAUCCAGGAGUUCGGGGUGGGACCCUCGUUAGCGGCAGCUGCUGUUAAUGAGGCCUCGUUACCCCGAGGUGGGGGGCAGGCCGCGGGGGGGGGCCCGGUAUUUCACAACCCCCCCCCCGGCCCCGUCGGCCCCACAGAGGCCGCGGACGGACGGACGGACGGGCUCGGACCCACGGCCAUGGCGGGAGCCUUCCUCGCCCUCCUGCUCCUCUUGGCCCCCGCCGACGGCAGCCCCACGGCAGCCACCCCCGGGACCCCCCCCACGUUGCCCCCAGACCCCCCCCGCUGCGACCCGGCGCUGGUGCCGAUCGCGGGGGGCUGGGGGGAGCUGGUGGCGGGGGGAGAGGGGCUGCGCUACCGUUGCCCCCCCCGGCAGCACCCCCCUCCCCACCGGCCUCCGGCGCUGCAGCCCCGAGGGGACCUGGGACCCCCUGCCAGGGGGGGGUCACCCCCCGCUGCCAAGCCGUCUGGUGCCCGGCGCCGCUGGAGUUCGAGCACGGCUGGUUCUGGCCGCGGGGGGGGCGUCACGCCCCCGGCUCCCGCCUGGAGUUCGGCUGUUUCGGGGGCUUCACCCUGCGGGGACCCAACGUCCGCGUCUGCGGCCCCGGGGGGCGCUGGGGGGGGGGCCACCCCCGUCUGCGACGAUGGCGCGGGGGCCUGCCCGGCCCCGGGGGUCCCACCGGGGGCCACCAAGGAGGGGUCGGACUACGGGGUGGAGGGACGCGUCCGGUACCGCUGCGCGCCCGGGCUGCAGCUGGUGGGCUCGGCCGAGCGGCGCUGCCUGGAGGGGGGCGUCUGGAGUGGCACCGAGCCCCGAUGCCGCGACCCCAACUCCUUCGACACCCCCGAGGACGUGGCUGCCUCCUUCCUGGCCUCCCUCGCCCAGACCGUGGAGGUGGCCGAGGCCAACGACACCAGGGGCCCCACGGAAAAGCGUCGGAUCCGCCUGAGCCCCGGAGCCGCCCUGAACAUUUACCUGGUGCUGGACGCGUCCCAGAGCAUCGGCCCCGAGGAUUUCGGGGACGCCCGGAACGCCCUCAGGGAGCUGGUGGAGAAGAUCGCCAGCUAUGGGGCAGCCCCCCACUAUGGGAUCGUCACCUUCGGGACGGAGGCGCGGGUGGUGCUGAGCCCCAUGGAGCCGCAGGCGGCCGACGGGGCCUCGGUGGGCAAGCUGCUGGAGGAGCUGCCCUUCGCAGCCCAUGCGCAGAAGCCGGGGACGAACCCCCACGCCGCCCUCAAGGCCGUCUACGAGCUGCUGGUGCAGCAGGAGCGGGCAGAGCAGCUGCGGGGGCUGCAGCCCCCCCCGGUCACCAACAGCACCCGCCACGUCCUCGUCAUCAUGACCGACGGCCGGGUGAACAUGGGGGGGUCCCCGGUCCCCGUCAUCCACCAGAUCCGGGAGCUGCUGAGCAUCGGCCGGGACCCCCGCAACGACCGGGAGGACUUUUUGGACGUGUACGCGUUCGGGGUGGGGUCGCCGGUGCACGUGGAGACGCUGAACGCGCUGGCCUCGCACAAGGACGGGGAGCAGCACGUCUUCCUGCUGCGGGGGCUGCCCGACCUGCAGGAGGCCUUCCACCGCAUGAUCGACGAGAGCGAGACCAUGGGGCUCUGCGGGCUCACCUACGAGUUCAAGAGCGCCAGCGACCGGGAGAGGAACCCCUGGCACGUCACCAUCAUUGUCACUCGCCCCGAGAAGGGCCAGGAGCGCUGCCAGGGGUCCCUGGUGUCCCCCUACUUCGUGCUGACGGCGGCUCACUGCUUCCACGUGGACGACCAGGCGCCGUGGGUCACCGUGGAAGCGGGGCCGCGGGUGCAGCGGAAGGUGGCCGGGCUCUUCCUGCACCCCCGGUACGACCUGGGGGGGCGGCGGGACCGGGGGGUCCCCGAGUUCUACGACUACGACGUGGCCCUGGUGCAGCUGGAGACCCGGUGCCCCCCCAGCCCCACCACGCGCCCCCUCUGCCUGCCCUGCACCGAAGGUGCCUCCCGGGCGCUGCGGCUGCCGCCGGACCAGAGCACCUGCGAUGAGCACCGCCGCCUGCUGCUCCCCGAGAAGAACCUCGGUGCCUUUUUCGUCUCCCCCCGCGGCCCCUCGGAGCUGCAGCGACGCCCCGUCCACCUCAAGCUGGGGGAGCAGCGGGGUCCCUGCGAGGCCGACGCGCUCCGGGCCCCCCCCUACGCCAACGUCUUGGCGCUGGAGGACGUCGUCACCCCCCGGUUCCUCUGCUCCGGCGGCACCGAGCCCUACGUCGACCCCAACGCCUGCCGCGGUGACUCCGGGGGUCCCAUUGUUGUCACCUGGGGGAAGCGCUACUUCCAGGUGGGGGUGAUCAGUUGGGGGGUGCUGGACGUUUGCCGCCAGCCCCGCGCCCCCGCCUUCGCCCGGGAUUUCCACAUCAACGUCUUCGAGGUGCUGCCCUGGCUGCGGGGGCGGCUGCAGGACGAGGACCUGGGCUUCCUCCCGUGACGCGUCGCGACGCGUCGCGACACGUGGCGGGGGGGGGCACGAGGCAGCCGCCGGCUGUGGGAUGGGGGGGGUGUGGGGGGACACGGGGGGGACACACGGGGGGGACCCGAGCUGCCCGCCCCGCGCCAGGGGACGACGUGGGGGGGGUCCGGGGGGUGUCGGGGGGGUCAUCGGGGGUCCCGCCCGCGCGGCGCUCCCAACCGGGACAAUAAACUGGGGGCGCAGCCUCGUUUUUCCUUUAUUGCCCCCCGAAAA